Molecule: messenger RNA, 6569 nt
Organism: Talpa occidentalis (Iberian mole)
Lineage: Eukaryota; Metazoa; Chordata; Mammalia; Eulipotyphla; Talpidae
Gene: MAPKBP1
Product: mitogen-activated protein kinase binding protein 1
Exons: 30
Coding region: 418-4923 (1501 amino acids)
Molecular function (GO): protein binding
Source: RefSeq, a predicted model, not a curated record
GCGGUGACCUCGGGGGCCGCUGUUCUGGGACUCUGCAGUUGCCAUGGGAACAGUUAGGAUUUAACGGGGAUCAGUGCAAGCCUCUAGCCCUGCGAGGUGGGGCCCAUCGCCGCCUGCAGUUGAACGCCUCUGCUUGGCGUGGGCCUGGCAGCUCUUCGCACGCAGCUCAGACCAACCCCUCUCUCAGGGGUCCGGCCUUCCCACACUGGGGGAGCCACACGGGAUUGGAAGGCGGUGGAGGGGCGAGGGGCAGCACCUGGAGAGAAGGGCUGCGGACACCAGGCAGAAGGUGAGGUGGCCUCUGCCUCUCAGGUCAGUGCGAGGGCGUGCUGGAAGGCCCUGUGAGGCGAGAAGGCAGUGCCGCUGUUGAGACAAGUCCCAAGGCUGAGCCAGGAGCUGUCCCGGGGGCUCCUCGUUAUGAUGGCUGUGGAAGGGUCAACCAUCACCAGCCGGAUCAAGAACCUGCUGCGGUCCCCAUCCAUCAAGCUGCGCAGGAGUAAGGCAGGGAACCGGCGGGAGGACCUCAGCUCCAAGGUGAUCUUGGAGAAGGUGCUGGGAAUAACAGUGUCCGGAGGCAGAGGACUUGCCUGUGACCCCCGAUCCGGUUUAGUUGCCUACCCGGCUGGGUGUGUGGUUGUGCUCUUCAAUCCUCGGAAACACAAACAGCACCACAUCCUCAACAGUUCCAGGAAAACCAUCACUGCCCUUGCCUUCUCCCCUGAUGGCAAGUACUUGGUCACUGGAGAGAGCGGGCACAUGCCUGCCGUGCGGGUUUGGGACGUGGCUGAGCAUAGCCAGGUGGCAGAGCUGCAGGAGCAUAAGUAUGGUGUGGCUUGUGUGGCCUUCUCCCCGAGCGCUAAGUACAUUGUUUCUGUGGGCUACCAGCAUGACAUGAUCGUCAACGUCUGGGCCUGGAAGAAAAACAUUGUGGUGGCCUCCAAUAAGGUGUCUAGUCGAGUGACAGCAGUGUCCUUCUCUGAAGAUUGCAGCUACUUUGUCACGGCGGGCAACCGACAUAUCAAAUUCUGGUACCUCGAUGACAGUAAGACCUCAAAGGUGAAUGCCACUGUGCCCCUGCUGGGCCGCUCAGGGCUGCUGGGCGAGCUGCGAAACAACCUUUUCACUGAUGUGGCCUGUGGCCGGGGGAAGAAGGCAGACAGCACCUUCUGCAUCACAUCCUCGGGGCUCCUGUGCGAGUUCAGUGAUCGGAGGCUGUUGGAUAAGUGGGUGGAACUGAGAACCACCGUGGCCCACUGUAUUUCUGUAAGCCAAGACUACAUCUUCUGUGGCUGUGCUGAUGGCACCGUGCGCCUCUUCAACCCCUCUAACCUGCACUUCCUCAGCACUCUGCCCCGGCCCCACGCCCUGGGGACGGACAUUGCCAGCAUCACUGAGGCCAGUCGCCUCUUCUCGGGAGCGGCCAACGCUAGGUACCCAGACACCAUCGCCUUGACUUUUGAUCCCACGAAUCAGUGGCUGUCUUGUGUAUACAAUGACCACAGCAUUUAUGUGUGGGAUGUAAGGGACCCCAAGAAAGUGGGCAAGGUGUACUCGGCUCUGUAUCAUUCCUCCUGCGUCUGGAGUGUGGAGGUCUACCCUGAAGUGAAGGACAGUAACCAGGCCUGCCUGCCCCCCAGUUCCUUUAUCACCUGUUCCUCGGACAACACCAUCCGCCUCUGGAACACAGAGAGCUCCGGGGUACAUGGCUCCACCCUGCACCGAAACAUACUAAGCAAUGACCUCAUUAAGAUCAUCUACGUAGAUGGGAACACUCAGGCCCUGCUGGACACCGAGCUGCCUGGGGGAGACAAAGCUGAUGGGUCCCUGAUGGAUCCCCGCGUGGGUAUCCGCUCCAUGUGUAUCAGCCCCAAUGGACAACAUCUAGCUUCAGGAGACCGCAUGGGCACACUUAGGGUACACGAGCUGCAGUCUUUAGGUGAGAUGCUAAAGGUGGAGGCCCAUGACUCAGAAAUUCUGUGCCUGGAGUACUCCAAGCCAGACACAGGUCUGAAGCUUCUAGCGUCAGCGAGCCGGGACCGACUGAUCCACGUGCUGGAUGCUGGACGAGAAUAUAGCCUGCAGCAGACGCUGGACGAGCACUCAUCCUCCAUUACUGCUGUCAAGUUUGCAGCCAGCGACGGCCAAGUCCGCAUGAUCAGCUGUGGUGCAGACAAGAGCAUCUACUUCCGCACUGCACAGAAGACUGGAGAUGGAGUACAGUUUACACGGACACAUCACGUGGUGAGGAAGACGACCCUCUAUGACAUGGACGUGGAGCCCAGCUGGAAGUACACGGCCAUCGGCUGCCAGGACCGAAAUAUUCGGAUCUUUAACAUCAGCAGUGGGAAGCAGAAAAAGCUGUUUAAAGGGUCACAGGGUGAGGACGGCACUCUUAUUAAGGUGCAGACAGACCCCUCGGGUAUCUACAUCGCCACCAGCUGUUCUGACAAGAACCUCUCCAUUUUUGACUUCUCCUCAGGCGAAUGUGUGGCCACCAUGUUUGGCCACUCAGAGAUUGUCACUGGCAUGAAGUUUAGCAAUGACUGCAAGCAUCUCAUCUCUGUGUCAGGGGACAGCUGCAUAUUUGUGUGGCGCCUGAGUUCUGAGAUGACCAUCAGCAUGAGGCAGCGUCUGGCUGAGCUGCGCCAGCGUCAGCGAGGGGGCAAGCAGCAAGGACCAUCCUCUCCCCAAAAAGCUACUGGACCCAGCCGGCACGAGGCCCCUUCGGUGCUCUGUCCUGGACCUGCUCUCUCAUCAGACAGUGACAAGGAAGGAGAAGAUGAGGGUACUGAAGAGGAGGAACUGCCAGCCCUGCCCGUCCUUGCCAAGGGUACCAAGAAAGAGCCAGCCACCAUGCCCAGCCCAGCCCUGCCCCGAAGCCUGUCCCACUGGGAGAUGAGUCGGGCACGGGAGACAAUGGAGUUUGCUCCAGCAGCCAAUCAAGGACCCAGAAAAAGGGGGCGCUGGGCUCAGCCAGGCGUGGAGCUGAGUGUUCGUUCUAUGCUGGACCUGCGGCAGCUGGAAACAUUGGCCCCAAACCCUCGGGGCCCUAGGCAGAACUCACUGUCCUUGAACCCAUCUGGUCUUGGGAACCGUGGUCAGCAGGCCUCUGAGACCUCACCUGCUGGUCAGGAUGAAAAGCCCCCUCGACCUCAUGCCUCUCAUCCCUGUUCCUGCCCCCACAUCAUCCGAUUGUUAUCUCAAGAGGAAGGGGUCUUUGCUCAAGAUCUGGAGCCUGCCCCCGUUGAAGAUGGUAUUGUCUACCCAGAGCCGAGCGAUAGCCCCACCCUGGACACCAGUGAGUUCCAGGUACAGGCUCCAGCCCGAGGGGCCCUGGGACGAGUGUACUCAGGCGGCAGGGCCUCAGAGAAGCACAGCCCUGACAGUGCCUGCUCUGUGGAUUACAGCAGCAGCCGCCUUUCUAGCCCUGAGCACCCCAAUGAAGACUCUGAGAGCACGGAGCCCCUGAGUGUGGAUGGCAUUUCCUCAGACCUCGAAGAGCCAGCCGAGGGUGAUGAGGAAGAGGAGGAAGAGGAGGGAGGCACCUGUCCCUUUGGCCUUCAGGAAGGCAGCCCCCGGACUCCGGAUCAAGAGCAGUUUCUGAAACAGCACUUUGAGACACUGGCCAAUGGGACUGCUCCAGGGGGCCCAGUCCGGGUCUUGGAAAGGGCAGAGUCUCGGAGCAUCUCAUCACGAUUUCUGUUGCAAGCGCAGACCCCCCCGCUCAGGGAACCGCCCCCGUCCUCCUCAAGCCCAGCACUGACAGCAAGACCAGUCCAGGUACCCCAGGCUUCCAGAGCGCAGCUGAGAGGCAGUGAUGUCAAUCCUCCGGGAGCACCCCCAGAGGUGGAGCCCUCCCCUGGAAACCCCGCACUCCAGCAGGCAGCCCCUGUGCUGUUGCCACGACGCCGACUCAGCCCGGACAGCAGCUGGGCCCCCAAGAGAGUGGCCACAACUGGCGCCAUAGGUGGACUUCAGAAGGCCCAGUCUGUGCACAGUCUGGUACCACAGGAUGAAGCCCCUCUGCCAGGCCCAUUGUCCUCACAGGAGAGGGGAGCCCAGGAGGGCCUGCACUCCCUGCCCCAGACUGAUGGCCAGCCGUCCAGGCCCUCCUCCUCCCAGAACCCCGCCACCAGCUCCACAGCCAAGAUGUCCCGCAGCGUCUCUGUCGGGGAGAACAUGGGCCUGGUGACAGAACCUCACUCUCCUGCCCCCAUCCGCGUCUCACCACUCAGCAAGCUGGGCCUGCCCAGCCGGGCGCACCUGGUCCUGGACAUCCCAAAGCCGCUGCCUGAUCGUCCUACUCUGGCCACAUUCUCUCCUGUAACCAAGGGCCGGCCCCCUGGUGAGGUAGAGCAGCCUGGCUCCCUAGCAGGCCUAGGAAAGGCUCACAGUACAUCUGAGAGGCGUGCCUGUUUAGGGGAGGGUACCCCUUCCAAGCCUAGGACAGAGUAUCAGGCUCAGCCUGGACCCAACAGCCCCUGCGCUCAGCAAUUGCCAGUCGGUAGCCUCCUCCGAGACCCGGAGAACUUGCAGCCCCCAACCCUUGCGAAGACUCCCAGUCCUAUGGAAUGCACCAGGCCAGGGGCAGCCCCGAGCCAGGACUCAGAACCAGCGGUGAGCCUGGAGCAGUGCCAACACCUUGUGGCAGAGCUGCAGGGCAACAUGCGCCAGGCAAUGCGGCUCUACCACUUGGUGGCCAGCUGUAAGACGCCCUCAGCAGAGCAAAGUCGCAUCACUCAGCUCCUCAGGAACACCUUCUCUUCAGUGCGGCAGGAGCUAGAGACCCUGACUGGGCCAGUGUUGUCCAGCCCGGGUGGAAGCCCUGGGUCUGUGGGGGCCGAGCAAACACAGGCCCUGCUAGAGCAAUACUCUGAGCUGCUGCUUCGAGCUGUAGAGCGGCGUAUGGAACGCAGACUCUGAGUUCCAGAAGCCUGUCCCAAGUGAAAAGUCCCCUUAUUCCAGACUCUACCCAUUUCUCCACUCACCAAAACCCGUGGGGAUGCUCGGAGUGGAUAGCAGGGAUCAGUGCUCAGGGGAAACAGCUUUCCCCCACUGGACCCCUGUAUUUAUUAAUUUAUUUCCCUGACUGUUGCCUCACGUUCUUGGACUCCUGCCUCCACAGCCCCUCCAGUGGCUCGUGCAUGGGUGGUUCUGGAGUCAGUCAUCUUGGUGCUGUGAGGAGGAGGAGGCAGCCUGCUCCACCUGGGGGGGAUCGGGAAGGGCUGGCCCUCUCUUCUUAGAAGCCAUUUGAAUUUACUGCAGGGAUCAGCUCCCUGGGGUGGAGCACACACAGGGUAUUCAGUGGGGUGUAGGUGAGAGGCCAGGGUGCAUUCAGUGCCCUUCAGCCAGCAGCUGAGCUUCACCUCUACCUCCACUUCUCCUCCCACACCAGCUGCACUGCCCUGGCUGCCAGAGCAGGGGUUAUCCGUUCUCCCCCAUUCCUGGCAGUCCAGAAAGGCAGAGCCCUCUGGCCCUCCAGGGCGUUCCCAGCUAUAAAGAGGCUUGAAUUGUUAUCAAGUCCUGAGCCCCCACAUUCCACUCCCAUCCCCCCCUCCAAGAGGGCCCUUGCAUUGCCUCCUCCCUCUGCUCCCUUUUUCUCUUGGCCAAGACUCUUGGAGCCAGCUGCGGGACGUUGCUGCAGGACAGUAGAGCCCUCUGGUGGGCAACCAUGGAGCCCUGGCCAUGUUUUCUCAGCCUUCCCUAACCUCCAAACCUGGUCCCCAGCAGAUUGUUGGAGCCCGGAGGCCACCUUCUCCCUGGAUCCUUGAGUGAUGCUCAGUCAGAAGCCUGUGCUGGAACUUCCCUCAUGGUUUACAGGGCACCGUCCCACCUUCUAAGAACCUUGGCCACAGAUGAAACACACAUGCACACACGCACACGUGCGCGGCUGGCUGGUGUGUGCCUGGUUUCCUCUCACAUCCUGCUUUGCCAUCCUGGUUCACGGGGAACUCCGCUCAAGGAGCACAAAAAGAAAUGGAACACACACUGCAUUCCUGGCGUCUAGCCUGGCUGGUAGGAGAUGGUCCCUGGAGUCCGUGAUUCGGCUAGAAGGGGCCUCCUCAAAGGCAGAGCGGGGCACCCAGGCGUGCUCAGACAUUUGAGGGGAGGAAGGAACGUGGGACUUCGCAGGGGCCGCGAGACACGUAAGAAAGGUGGUAGGUGGGACAGGUAAGUGGUGGAGGGAAGGCGUAGGUUAGAAUCAGAAGGGCAGUUCUUAGGGUGAGAGGCAGGAGGUAGGCAGGGUGGUAGCGCGGGAGCAAGUAGUGAAGCAGUUGAGCGGGGGUGAGGAACGUGUCUCCGGGCUAUAGGGCUGGCGGGGUAAGCCGGGGCAGCUGUGCCGCACCUGGUCACAACAGCCCUUGCCCCCUUGGGCCGGCCCAGGCCCUGCGGGCUCUCGGCAGACUUAAGAAGCUGGAAUCUUAAGGGUACCCAGCUGCCUGCAUGCAGCCGGCACCACGCCGGCAGGUGGAGCGGUUUCGGCCCCACUCUGCGCCCAGCACCUGCAGGGCCGAGCGGAGAGGCGGGGUCUGGAGAACUGUCGCGGCGGGGGCGGGGGAGACCCCUGG